This is a messenger RNA of Aureobasidium musti, 1701 nucleotides long. The record is from the annotation of a GenBank genome assembly. Lineage: Eukaryota; Fungi; Ascomycota; Dothideomycetes; Dothideales; Saccotheciaceae.
AUGUCUGUGGGUAACGUCUUCGCGGCAUUCGCAAGUGGUCCGCCUCCGCCUCAAAUCUCCUCAAGAACCGAUCAUCCAGUCUCUCGUUCCAUGAUCGCAACACAAAAGAAGAAACUGCAGACAAACAAGUUCUAUGCCAAUUUCUUCUUGGGUUCUCAAUCUUCUAGCACAUUCACCCACCCUUACUCCGUAGCGUGGUCAAAGGGAUCUGGUGUGCUCAAAAGCUAUGGUCUGGCUAUCAGUCACAUCGAGAGGUCACAAUUAGCAUUUGGCCCUGGCAAUCCGGCUCGAUAUUUUAUCAACCCUAUUGGCAUACAAUCAAUCACGCUCUCUGCUUCCGAGCUGAAUACCACAACCCAACUCACAAUGGAUUCCCUAGAUGCUUUCUCUGCCAACAUCAACCUUCUGCCACGUCCAGGCGCUGCCCCGGCUAUCACUUUCCNNCCCCUGAUCCAAGGUAUGGGAUUUGUGACGGCUGUUUACAGCAGUAGUACACCACGUAUCGAGAGUGCAAUCUCAUUUACCAGUAUCACUUAUGUGGGGCGAAUGCCUUCUGGCUCGACUUACAAGUAUCAAGCGAAACUCGCCGAUGGCACAUCAUGGAAUAUCUACGUCACGACCUCUCAAGCUGGUUAUCCCGUCAAUUCAUUCACACUGACCAAUGUCCGUGUACUUCAAGGAGCUCCCAAGUUUCAAGGGUUCAUUCAAGUCGCANAAGUGCCCUCUGCUGGUGCGGAGUCAGUCUAUGACGAAGCAGCAGGCGCAUAUCCAGUUUCUGCGACAGUAUCCGGUUCUGUAGCAGGGACCGGUGGAACAUACAAGUUGACAUGGACUAAACAAGGAGUCGUCAACCGCACUUUACUUAUGUUCGCAUUGCCUCAUCAUGUGCAGAGUCUUACCUCUGGCGGUGCGACCAACAUCAAGCUUCAGACUACGACCAAGGGAAUGGCAACAGGCAUCGUUGGCGAUUCAUGGACUCUGCUCGAGCGAACUUUGCCAAUAGAUAUGGGCUUCGCGCCAUGGUCGUCCUCCACAAAAGGAGUCAGCAAGGUCUCGGCUGCAGCUGCUAGGUUAAUCAACAAAGCAGGAGAGAGUGAACUCAGUCAGGACAUGAAGAAGCAAUCGAACCUCAACUCAAUGUACUAUUCUGGAAAAGCACUUGCCAAGUUUGCAGCUAUUGUCUAUGCAGUGCAUGACAUUGGCAAUAACGCAACCCUAUCCAUCAGUGGACUUCAGAAGCUGAAAACGGCUUUCGACACAUUCGUUCGCAACGAGCAGAUUCUUCCCCUCGUAUAUGAAUCAUCAUGGGGUGGAGCUGUUUCCAGCGGCACUUACCAGACUGGAGACUCAGGCCUCGAUUUUGGUAACACGUACUACAACGAUCAUCACUUCCAUUACGGAUACUUUGUCUAUGCAGCUGCUGUGAUCGGAUACUUGGACCCUAGCUGGUUGAAUCAAGGCACGAACAAGGCAUGGGUCAACACGUUGGUCCGAGACUACUCCAACUCUGUGACCACUGAUGCAUACUUUCCUUUCUCUCGAUCGUUUGAUUGGUACGUUGAACUAAAGAACAAGAUGCCACGACUAGUGCUAGCGGUCGUCUCAACCUGCACGAGAAGUCUCUGGGCGUCUCACAGAGUUGAAAGUAUUCGUCUAGCAAAGCUGUGGCGUUCUGGCAUCCAAUCUCUAAUAUCUUGCUAA